Humulus lupulus (European hop) is the source of this 486-nucleotide messenger RNA. RefSeq lists its product as uncharacterized. The record is from RefSeq and is a predicted model, not a curated record. The transcript has a single exon. NCBI's taxonomy places the organism in Eukaryota, Viridiplantae, Streptophyta, Magnoliopsida, Rosales, Cannabaceae. The coding region runs from base 1 to 486 and encodes 161 amino acids.
AUGAGGGAGAUCCUAUCAAAGAAAAGUAAAUUGGAGAAUUAUGAGACGGUGGCACUUAUUGAGGAGGGCAACGCAAUACUCCAAAAGAAGCUACCUCCUAAGCUUAAAGAUCCGGGUAGUUUCACAAUUCCAUGUACCAUAGGGAAUGUGGUUUUUGAUCGAGCACUUUGUGAUUUAGAGGAAACUAUGAAUUUAAUGCCUCUAUCCAUUUAUCGAAAACUAAAAUUUGGAGAUGCUGAGCCAACAACUAUGAUGCUUCAGAUGGCGGAUCGCUCAGUCAAACGCCCUCAUGGAGUGAUUGAGGAUGUACUAGUAAAGGUGGACAAAUUUAUCUUCCCUAUUGAUUUUAUUAUUCUUGAUAUAGAGGAAGAUAAAAAUAUUCCAAUUAUCCUUGGGAGGCCAUUUUUUAGCUAUUGGGAGAGCAUUAAUUGGUGUGUAAAAAGGAGAAUUAUAAUUGCGAGUGCAAAAAGAGGAAGUGAUGUUUAA